GUCAGCUGGUUAAAAUGGACCUUGUCCCUACUCUGAGCCCUAGAUCACUUAUCCAACUAUGGAGGCUGCUACAGUGGAAGAUGCAUCUCAGGGGUGUAAUGUGCCUCUUAUCCGUUCUCUGUCCGGUAGAUCUUCAGGACACAGCCUCGUUAACUCAGAAGUUUACAUUUAACCCAAAGCUGGGCAUUGACAAUCCUGUUCUCUCCUUGGCCGAAGACCAGGACCACUCUGAUCUCUGGAAACUGGAGAGGCCUCGAUUCUGUCUGCUGAGCAAAGAGGAGGGCAAAAGUUUUGGUUUCCACCUGCAGCAGCAGCUAGGCAGGGUUGGCCAUGUGGUGUGCAGAGUGGAGCCAGGCACUUCUGCCCAGCGCCAGGGGCUCCGAGAAGGAGAUCGGAUCCUGGCCGUGAACAAUGAUGUCGUGGAACAUGAGGACUAUGUGGUGGUAGUGCGUUACAUCCGGGCCAGCGGUCCUAGGGUGUUGCUUACAGUCUUGGCGCAGCAUGUGCACGAUGUGGCCCGAGCUCAGCAAGGAAACGAUACCCAACUCUGUCCUCCCCUAAACUUGAGGGUCCGGCCCAGGCUGUGCCACAUAGUGAAAGACGAAGGUGGCUUUGGUUUUAGCGUCACCCAUGGAGCUCGGGGUCCUUUCUGGCUGGUGCUCAGUGCAGGAGGAGCAGCUGAGCGGGCAGGGGUGCCCCCUGGGGCGCGUCUGCUGGAAGUGAAUGGGAUCAGCGUGGAGAAGUUCACUUCCAACCAGCUUAACAGGAAGCUUUGGCAGAGUGGAGAUCAGGUGACCCUGCUGGUGGCAGGCCCAGAAGUGGAGGAAGAGUGUCGAAAGCUGGGGAUGCCCCUGGCUCCACCUCUAGCAGAGGGCUGGGCACUGCCUGCCAGGCCCCGAUGUCUGCAUCUAGAGAAGGGGCCUCAGGGAUUUGGGUUCCUGCUCCGGGAGGAGAAGGGCCUUAAUGGUCACCAUGGACAGUUCUUGUGGGAGGUGGACCCAGGACUGCCAGCCGAGAAGGCCGGGAUGCAGGCUGGAGACCGGCUGUUGGCUGUGGCUGGGGAGAGCGUGGAGGGACUGGGCCACGAGGAAACAGUGUCCCGGAUCCGAGCACAGGGCUCUUGUGUCUCCCUCGUUGUCAUCAACCCUGAGGCCGAUCGCUUUUUCAGCAUGGUUCGCCUGUCUCCCCUCCUCUUCUUGGAGAGCACAGAGACCAUUUCCUCACCCCAGGCUGUGUCCUUGCCUUCUCUAGUGGAGACCGAGGACCCUCCAGUUGAAGGCACAGCUGAGCCUCCUGGCCCCAUUGGCCCCCGCCAGUGCUUCCUGUACCCUGGGCCUGGUGGUGGCUAUGGCUUCCGACUCUGCUGUGUGGCCAGUGGACCUUCUCUCUUCAUCUCCUAGGUGACCCCUGGAGGCUCUGCUGCCCGAGCAGGGCUGCAAAUGGGAGAUGAAAUUCUGGAGGUGAAUGGGUAUCCUGUGGGUGGAGACAGUGGCCUGGAAAGACUUCAGCAGCUGACGGAGGCUGAGCCACCCCUCUGCCUGAAGCUGGCAGCCAGAUCUAAGCAGGGCUUGGAAGCCUGGAUUUCCACAGAGUCUGAUGAGGACUGGACUCGGGCUUCAGAGCUGCUAUAGGCACCUGUACUUGGCGAGGAUCUGCUGGGUGGCUUUCCUGCAUUUGCUGUGCAGCCUCACGUGCAGGGAGCAGGGAUGAUCUUUCUAAGCCUGAAGUGGGAGAUGAAGGACUUAGACACCACCAACCACAAGAUUGCCCAGGGAUUCCCUUGCUGCCCACGGGGCCUAAAGGGUAAAGGGUGCGGACAGUUCUCAAGCAGGCCCAUGAGGGAGCCUGGGGCGCCACAGGUUGUUACAUGGGAGCCUUGCAGAGCUGCACCCCAAGGAUGAAGUUCUACCUGAGGAGAUGCUGUGGGGCUGUCCAGUACUGAAGUGACUGGGAACUUGCCAGAGGUAUGACUCCACUGUAAUAUAGCACAAGGAUUUGGACACCAGCUAUAUUCUCCUAUGAACAGCUUAGAAUUGUGGAAGCUGGUGCCUGGUCACUGUAAUUAAUAUCCUGUUAUAUAAAUAGGCUUUCCUUAUA
Messenger RNA from Jaculus jaculus (lesser Egyptian jerboa), 2097 nucleotides. It is a transcript of the gene Nherf4, whose product is annotated as PDZ domain containing 3. Gene Ontology annotation, molecular function: signaling receptor binding; protein-membrane adaptor activity. The coding region runs from base 15 to 1400 and encodes 461 amino acids. The transcript has 11 exons. NCBI's taxonomy places the organism in Eukaryota, Metazoa, Chordata, Mammalia, Rodentia, Dipodidae. The record is from RefSeq and is a predicted model, not a curated record. Gene Ontology annotation, cellular component: apical plasma membrane. Gene Ontology annotation, biological process: protein localization to plasma membrane.